AUGUCGAAUACACGACUCACCUUUGAAGAUCUGCCAUCCGAUGUACUCGAACAGCUUUGUAGCUGCUUGAAUCGCAUCGACCUCCUUCGCCUUUCCCUCGUCAAUAAGAAAUGCCGAUCAACUUCAAUACCAUAUAUCUUCCGAACAGUCAACCUCACAUUCUCGACGCCAGAAGCUCUUCAGUCCGACAUCGAGCGUUUGCAUAAGGGUUUGACGACAUCUUCAUGUUUUGCACAGGUCCACGAUUUCCGCAUCUUGACUGACCAAUUACCACCCGAGUCCAUUACGACAGCGCACAUCGACUGUGGAGACGAUCCCGCUAAGAUCUGGGAAUACUGCAAGUCCAAAAGUCAAGACUCGGAAACCUCGAUCCCGGAAGAAUCAUGGCAGACGCUCAAUGACUUGAUCAAACAAUUGCCAGCUCUGCGCAACAUCUUCUGGUGUCACGAUCAACGGAUACCGCUGAGUCUUUUACGAUAUAUCAAUGAGUGUUUACCUCGUUGCAAACUCCACAUGCGGAAUUUCAAACUGCGCACUGCCUAUGCACUCAAAGGGCAAGCCAACAAAAUCGAUGCCUAUGACUUGGAACUCGCUACCUCGCCAUGUGUGUCUAGCAUUGCUCUGAUGCACGAUUACACAGAACAAGGACACACGAACUGGAAUCUCGAUGCAGUCAAAGAAAUGGUUGAGGGUGCUGCUCUAGGGUUGAAAGCUGUCAGUGUACUGCAUGCGACUCCACCAUGGCAACUGGGUAUCCAUACUCUAUCCCAGACAAACGGGAGAUGGAGACCUGGCACACUCUGCUCUGAGAGAAGACUGGGAGAAUUGCAGUACUUGGAGCUCACCCAUGGAAAUGCGAAUACACUCAAGGAAUGGAGCACAAUCACUGAUUUCUCGCUGCUUCGCACGUUCAAGUACUAUAGAUUCAUCGCAGCUCCUGAAUUUCGGUGGUUGACUCAGAACUGCAGCUUCUCCUCGCUGCGCACUCUGUGCAUCAUGCCAGGAGGCGGUGAAACUGAAGAAGCAAGAGAUGAUCUGCCAGACGCGACGAUAGACUUCAUCAGGUCGCUUCCGCCGCUGCAAAGUGUGAAACUGGUUGGUCUCUACACUCAGCGAACCGUGAGAGUUGUCCUAGAGCAUUGCGGUGACAGUCUACGAGAGCUUUACUUGGCACUGCCAUACAAGGUCACUCCAACGACUUUCGACAACCUCGACGAUUCAGUAUUCGCAAAUCUGCGGAUGCUCGCUCUGAUACACACCCAUUGCCCCAACCUCGAAGUCCUUGCUCUUCCCAUGUUGCGAUCGCAAGGCGAUGCACACGAAGUCUCCCUCUACCGCAGCUUCGGCCAAAUGCCCAAACUCCGCAAACUGUACCUCUCCCUCUAUGGAGCUCAACCCCUUUACUGGGGUGACGAAUGGUCUGACGUCCAAGAUUUAGAACCCAUAUUGCAACGCAACGACAGAGACGAAAUGCAGCAAAUCCACAAUGCCUUUGUCGAUUUCGCCCUCGACGAGUCUCUUGCGAAAUCCAUCUGCAAUACCGUUGCUUCUGCAAAAGCGCCGUACUCCACACCCCUCGAAAGCGUAGACCUGCGGGUCACCAAACUCUGCCAUCCGUUCGGGCCUGAUUGUGCAAUGUCCGAUAUGAUCAAAAUGCUACGACACAUGGCUCACUCGUGGAUAUGCACUCGGCGAUUUGGGAACGAGGAGGAAGAAACGUUCGAGUGUGCGGUUAUGGAUCCGCGGCAAGCUGACAGUGCGUCGUUUGACCGUGUGCAGUGGCACAUGCAAAAUAGUCAAAGGCCUGAAGAUGCGGAGGCAGCCUUUGGAAAUGUGAUUAAGGAUAUUUGGGGUGGGAUGACGGUGGAUGAGUGGAGAGUGGGAUGGUAUGGUCUUCCGUUGGCGGAGUGA
Messenger RNA from Aureobasidium namibiae CBS 147.97, 1911 nucleotides. RefSeq lists its product as uncharacterized. Lineage: Eukaryota; Fungi; Ascomycota; Dothideomycetes; Dothideales; Saccotheciaceae. Bases 1 to 1911 code for a protein of 636 amino acids. The record is from RefSeq and is a predicted model, not a curated record. Gene Ontology annotation, molecular function: protein binding. The transcript has a single exon.